AUGGCUGGCAUUUUGAUCAGCGCCCUGGCGCUUGCUCCCCUCUCUCAAGCUAUUUCGAUUCCUUCUCUCCCUCCCAAGAUCCAGGGUGUGACGACUCCUCUGAUCCAACCUCUUUACGAUCUUCUUCCGGCAUUGCCAAUCUUACAGGCGCCUUUGCCACCUCUUGACAGCCCUGCUUUCACCCCCAGUAACAUUAAGCCUAAGAAGGUUGGUUACUACUGGGUUGGAGCUGGAGACAAGGAGCAUGCCGAUUUUCUGGCAACUUACAGUCUGGAUGAUGACACCUUUGGUACACUCAUCUAUGUGACCGACGUCCCCACCAGUGGUAACGAUCCUCACCAUAUUGGUGUCUCUAGCGAUGGACAGACCAUUGUCGGCGGUGGUCUUCUCUCGCUGUUGAAGCUUCAAGACACAGCCUACUAUUUUGAUGUCUCCAACCCUUACCGCCCGGCGUUCAAGAAGAGCAACAGUGCUCUUCUUUCGUCCAUUGCUGAUGAAAUCCGUCCCAAGCCUGACGGCGGGUUCUUUAUCACCUACAUGGGAUCUGCUCUCGGUACCUCCCCUGGCAGACUCGUUGAAACAGAUGCCGACUUCAACAUCAUUCACGAAUGGCCAGAAGAUGUGGAAGGAACUCUUGGUAUCUUGGCCGAGCAGUUCUCUCCGCACGGUAUCAGUAUCGACUGGGACCGCAACUACAUCCUGACUUCUGACUUCGUUGUUCCUUUGUCAAUCUUGAAACCUAGCACUGGUGUUAUUCGCGCCCAGACCCUUCGCCUCUGGAAUCUGGAGUCUCGCACUAUCAUCAGUACUAUUACCAUCCCUGGUGGUUCCGGUAUCCAAGAUGUGAAGUUCAUCCCUGGAAACCCUGAAGGUGCUGCUAUCGCCGCUACCGUGGGUAGUGCACAACUCUGGGUCAUCUAUCCUGGCCGCAAGGAUUCCAACGGCAACCAGGGUGUCGCCGAGCUCAUCUACGAUUUCGGCGACACGAUCCGCGCGACUAACCCUAUUGCUAGCUACUCUGAUAUUACUCAGGAUGGCAAGUACAUCUACGUUACCCUUACGUCGGCCAACCACGUUGCCGCUCUGGACAUUAGUGAUCUCACCAACCCCAAGCGUCUCGAUGACCCUGAUGAGGUUCACCCUAUCGUUGGUCCUCACUACAUCAAGGUCACCCCUGACCAGAAGCACAUUGUCGUCACCGACUACUUCGUGCAGACCGGCGAGAUCGGUAUUGUCAACGUUCCCGCCGAUUUCAAGGCGCAAUACAUCGACAUCAACGACGACGGCAGCAUCUCCUUCAACCGUUCCAUCAACUUCAGCCAGGAAUUCGAGAACCGUGGCGGUGGCAAGCCUCACUCUGCCCUUGUUUUCGAUUUCACUGACCCAGAGCACCCUCUGUACUAUUAA
Messenger RNA from Talaromyces rugulosus, 1407 nucleotides. RefSeq lists its product as uncharacterized. Lineage: Eukaryota; Fungi; Ascomycota; Eurotiomycetes; Eurotiales; Trichocomaceae. The record is from RefSeq and is a predicted model, not a curated record. The transcript is spliced from 6 exons. Bases 1 to 1407 code for a protein of 468 amino acids. Gene Ontology annotation, molecular function: selenium binding; protein binding.